Molecule: messenger RNA, 892 nt
Organism: Rhododendron vialii
Lineage: Eukaryota; Viridiplantae; Streptophyta; Magnoliopsida; Ericales; Ericaceae
Product: abscisic stress-ripening protein 1-like
Exons: 2
Coding region: 105-542 (145 amino acids)
Source: RefSeq, a predicted model, not a curated record
ACCAUCACAACCUCAUAGAACACUUUCCAAUUUCACCUUCACACACACACACAAUCCUUCUAUCUUUUCUUCUUUAAUUUCCAAUCACCACCACUUCCACUGCAAUGGCCGAAGAGAAGCACCACCACCACUUCUUCGGACGCCACAAGGACGAAGACAAGCCCGUCGACGUCGAUGCCGUUGCCUAUUCCGAUACCACCUUCACCAGUGACGGAAUGGGCAACGACUAUACCGAUAGCACGACCGUAGUGGUCGCGGCGGUUGAGGAGCCCACGCCUGAUUAUGAGAAAGAGAGGAGGGAGCACAAGUCCCAUGAGCACCUCGGUGAGCUUGGUGCCAUCGCUGCCGGUGCUUUUGCCUUGCAUGAGAAGCACAAGGUAGAGAAAGACCCAGAGCACGCCCACAAGCACAAGCUAGAGGAAGAAAUCGCAGCAGCAGCUGCAGUUGGAGCCGGUGGGUACGCAUUCCAUGAGCACCAUGAGAAGAAAGAAGCAAAGGCAGAAGAGAAAGAGGCCGAGGGAAAGAAGCACCACCUAUUCUAAUCUUAAUGGCCGUCGUUUAACUUUGAACGAUGGUCUUUAUAACUAGUUCGCGUAGCGAGCAACUACCCUAAAUAAGUACUUGUGUGUUAGUUUGAGUCUGUUUAGUUUCCGGAUCUCUAUCGCUGUCUUAUGACCUAGUGAAAGAGGUGCUUUCAGGUUCUCUAUCUUCCCGUGUGGGUGGCCGGAGUCGAACCAUGCAUGUUGAUGUUGUUAGUUAAUAAUAAUACUGUGUGAGAUGUUAAGUUUUAAUACUCAUCUCUUGUAUUUUGCCUAGCCUUCUCGUGCUAGCCUUAUCCCUUGUAUUACCUUUUGUUGAUUAAUACAAGUUCCUUUUGCCUCUAAGAAAAACA